AUACGGCCAUACCACCUAGACACUUGCAUACUCUUUCUUCUUCAGCUCAAAACCCACGCAAAAAAUACUCAACAAAUCAGCUGAGCAGAGGAGAACCCGAAUAAUUAAAUACUAAAAUCCCCCCUAGCCGCCGUCGCCGUCGCCGACGCCGCCGCCCAAGGGAAGACCAGCAGGGGGGAGGACGACGACCACGGGGCGCCUCGCUGCUUCCGGCACGAGCCGCGGCCUGCUGCCGCCGCACGGCUUCCGGAGCUAACCGCCGCCCCGGAGCCGGGUUCUUCGCUCCGGUCCCUGGUCGGGCGGUGCUGCCGGAGGUGGCGACGGCGGCUGCGGCUGGCUGGUGGCCGGCAGGGCGAUGGCCCCGGCGAGGAGGAAGCGCGGCGUGUCCGCGGCUGCCGCGGCCGCGGCGGCCGCGGCGCAGUGGAAGCUCGGCGACCUCGUGCUCGCCAAGAUGAAGGGCUUCCCGGCCUGGCCGGCCAUGAUAAGUGAACCAGAGCAGUGGGGUCUGGCUUCUGUUAAAAAUAAGCGUCUGGUCUACUUCUAUGGAACUAAACAAAUUGCUUUCUGCAGCUAUGCAGAACUGGAGGCGUUCACUGAAGAGAAAAGGAGGUCUCUGUUUGCUAAGCGGCAUGGCAAAGGGGCAGAUUUUGUGAGAGCAGUUGAUGAGAUAAUUGAUGUUUAUGAUUCUUUGAAGGAAGAUAGUAAUAAAAGGCUUGAUCUGACUGCCAAUGAAGUAAAACCGGGAGAAGAAAAUCCUGGUGAUAAUAAUGACAUUUUGGAACCUAAAGGUCUAGUUAAGAGCUCUAAUAUGGGUAGUGAUAAGAAGUUAGUAGACCAUCCAGUAAUUGUAAUAGAUCACAACUUAGUCAAUGCUGAUGAGGCAUCUGUUGUUUCAACAGGGAGUGCCCGAUGCAUUGUUAAUUCUGCUCCUGAUGGGCCUACUGACAAUAUAUCGAUGCUUGAUGAAAUGAGGAAUAUCCCUUUGUCUGCUAGUUCAUUUUCGAAGAAGAAGCUAAGGGAUGUACACCCUCAAAAUUGCUACACACGGAGUAGGGCUCCAGCUUUGCGGAGGUCAAGAAGUUCAUCUGGUGUCGGAAUCAGAAAGGUUCAGGAUUCUUGCAAGCUUUCGGGCGAAACCAGUUUGGCUUCUGUUGAUUUGGUUCCUGAUGACAACAAGGAAGAUUCCACUCUUCAUAAAGACGCAAGCUCAGGUUCCCCUUCUAUGCUGGAUGAUGUUUGUUUUCGUUCAAGAGGAGGCACCUUCAAUCAACCUGGAACUCCUGGGGCCAGUGACAGUAAUAAAAAUUUGUCUUCUACUGCUAAGGUAGAUUAUACCUGUGACAGUGAAGCAUCUCAAAACGGAGCUUCAACAACAGAAUUUAAAUCUAAUGGUGCAUCAAGUCUUCCCAUGAAGUCAACGGUAAUUUUCAAGAGAAAAAGGAAGCCAAGUAGAAACUGGGUUCCCCACACUGCAGAUUGUAUCACAUCAAAAAAGGACGAAGAAUUGCAGGAUGAGUUGAGUGGAAACCUUGGAGAUUCUCCUAAUUCAAAGAAUGAAUUAAAUAAGUCAGACGGAGAUGAACACUUGCCGUUGGUCAAAAGGGCAAGGGUUCGAAUGGGAAGGCCUCAGCUGGAGGCUUCACCAGGGACAGAUGAACAGAUUGAUGUUCCUAAUAAUAGAUCAGGGGUUGCUUCACCUGCAGAGCACAUUGUUAUGCACACUAGUAAUGCUUUUUCAGCUGAUCAGUCAUCAGCGGUAAAUAGUGUUCCAAAUCUGUCAUCCAUAUCGGACAUGCCUCUCCCAUCAGGGGAAGGUCACUCUGUUUCGAAGAAUAAAGAAUAUCAACCAAGGGUUUUAACAUUGGAUGUGGAAGCUGCUUUGCCUCCAUCAAAACGCCUCCACCGUGCUUUAGAAGCUAUGUCUGCUAAUGUUGCGGAAACUAUUAGUAGUCUGCCUGAAGAGACAGGAUCAAAGCAAUUGACUCUAAAAGACUGUGUGUCUUCAGAAAACAGCCAUUCCAAUAAAUCUGCUGAUGCAGUAAUCACAACCUCCGACAAGUCUGGAAUAAUUGAAGGCCUUGAAUCAUCAAGCAUGCAAUUCAUGCAUAGCUCAACAGGCAAAACACACACCCCAGGAUCGAUUUUACAGAAUAAUAAUGUAGUUGUUUCCAUGAAAUUGAAUGAACCUGUUCUUGAUGUGACACAGACCAUAGCUGUGCCUGAUCGGUUAUCUUCAUCUUCGGGGAAACCAUGUAAUGACGUCUCCAAGCUAAUUAGCUGCAGUAGUGAUACAAAACCACUUGGCUGCCCUACUUUGGAGGUCAACAGAAGUUAUGACAGAUGUGGUGAACCAGUUCACCUACCAAAGCUUCUAUCUGAUAAUAAUGUGAGCAGUGAUUCAGUACCACAUGGUGAGACUGUUUUAGCAUCAGCAACCAAUUUGGGCGAUGCAACAAGUAGCUCUUCAUUGGCUACCAAGUCUUCCAGUAUACAGUCUGAUGCAGAUACCCGAACAUCUGAAGUGCACACCUUCUCAGCUUUGGCAUUAAAAGAACUGAACCACAGAAACCUGAAGGAUAGGUGCACCUCUCCAGAUUCAAUGCCUAUGAAAGAACUCAUUGCUGUUGCCCAAGCUAGGAGGUUCUCUCGAUCAACUUCCUUUUCAGAUAACUUGUUAAUCAGCAAGUAUAUUGCAAAGACUUCAGUCAGCACACCUCUUAAGGAAGGACAGGGACAGCUUUCACCGUCGAAUCGGAUAAUCAGGCACACCUCUACAAUUGACAGCAUUCAUUCCAAGAGUCCUUUUGACAGCCUGCAACAUAACGAUGUGAAAACAAUAGCAGGGAGCAGCGAGGCUAGUGCAGCACGAAAGGCUUUUGAAGCUUUUGUUGGUACUCUAACAAGAACAAAAGAAAACAUAGCCCGUGCAACGCGUCUUGCUAUUGAGUGCGCUAAACAUGGCAUUGCCCGGGAGGCACUUGAUAUUAUUGUUGAACACAUGGAGAAGGAAACAAAUUUGUAUAAGAGGGUGGACCUUUUCUUUCUUGUUGAUUCAAUAACUCAGUGCUCUCGAAAUCAGAAAGGUGGUGCUGGGGAUCUAUACCCCUCUCUUAUUCAGGCAAUUCUGCCCCGAUUACUUUAUGCUGCUGCACCACCUGGAAAUUCUGCAUGGGAAAAUCGAAGGCAAUGUCUCAAGGUUUUGAAACUUUGGCUUGAGAGGAAAACACUUCCAGAAUACAUCAUUCGUCACCAUAUUAGAGAACUUGAGGUUAUUAAUGAGGCAUCAUUUGGAAGCUCUCGCCGUCCUUCAAGGACAGAAAGAGCUUUAAAUGACCCUUUGCGUGACAAUGAAGGAAUGCUCGUUGAUGAGUAUGGGAGCAAUGCUGGUUUUCACAUACCAAACUUAAUUUGCACGAAAGUACUCGAGAACGAUGAAGGAAGCUCAUCUGACGACAGGAGUUUUGAGGCCGUCACACCUGAACAGGAUGCUCCAGGUGGUGAUGCGAUGGAAGAAUCUCAAAUUCCUGUGGAGAAGCAUCGGCUUGUCCUUGAAGAAGUUGAUGGUGAGCUUGAGAUGGAGGAUGUAUCUCCACCAUCUGAAGCUGAAGCUAAUAUCUUACGCCAACCAGACCAAAGUGAUACCAACUUUACAUCUUAUCACCAUCCUUCAGAUACUGGUCCUCCGCUCCCAAACGAUGGGCCUCCAAUACCCCCGCCAUUGCCAUGUUCUCCUCCACCUGUUCCACCUCCUCCGCCUGUCCCCAUUGAUCAGAGUACGCAGUUGCAGGCAACAUUACAAAUGGCAUCUGAUCCAGUGGGACCACAUCCUCCGAUAGCUACAUAUAAUGUUCAAAGUCAGCAGUCACAUCCUAUGGUGGAUCACCCACGUGGCAUGAAUCCUUCUGUAGCUCCACUGCAUCCUCCAUUCUGUAAUACGGCACCUGGUGUGCACCAAAAUCAGAUCACACCACCCAAUCCUCCUGGACACCGUAGCAAUUUCCCUAGACCACCAGCACCAUACCACGGGAGUAACUAUCAACACCCAACUUCAUCGAUGCCUAAUGGGGGAUAUCAUUUGCAACGACCACCCCCUCCACCUCCUCCAAAUCAAUUCCCUCGUAUGCCAUCAGAACCCCACCAAAGACCACAACAAUGGAGUAAUAACUGUUCGUCCUAUCCUGAGACUUAUCAGUAUAAUGGGCAUGAUCGAGAUCAUCACAGACAUGAUAGCAUGCAUCAGGGGCAUGAUGGACGACCUCACUUCAGUGAUAGAAGAUAUCACCACGAGGACAGAGGACAUCGGUUUGAUGAGAGAGUUAUUAGGGGGCCGAUGCACCAUGAUGCUGGCAGGGGAAGAUUUCCUCCUUUUCCACCAGGACCACCUGGUCCAGACCAAGCAUCAGUAGCCCCAAUGCACUAUGGACGACCAUCAGAUCCUCCACAAGGUCCCUGCUCCGGGUGGUCUACCGAGCCUCCAGUUCCUCAUGUAGCAGGAGCACAUGGUAGCUGGAGGCCUAGAUAACACUUCACUAUGUUUGAACGGUAAAGCCACUUGCUCUGCUGCCCCAAUAUCUGCCACCUUGUACAUACGUAUGGUGGGAUACCUUCUGGUGCGCAGAAGCGGAAGGUGGACUGAACACGUCAAGGGCUAUAUUGCAGGGAUAGGCUGUCAUGUAUCAAUCGUAACCAUAGAUUGUAUUGUUAGCCUAACAUCGUUGAGUAUCAUUCGUCGAGUCUUCAUUAUUUAUAUGUCCAUACAGUAAUCCCUUAUGUCCUUGUGAACAGCUACGUUCAGAUGACUUGCUGAAACUGUACUAUUACAUCGUACAUAAGCCAGAAAAAAACAAACAAAUAUCAUUUUGCUGCAGAAA
Molecule: messenger RNA, 4871 nt
Organism: Lolium perenne
Lineage: Eukaryota; Viridiplantae; Streptophyta; Magnoliopsida; Poales; Poaceae
Product: protein HUA2-LIKE 3
Source: RefSeq, a predicted model, not a curated record